AUGCCCCGCUACAUCCCUGCCUCCCUCCUCCCCACACACCUCCGCCCCGCGGUCCGUCCCCUCCCCACAACCCCUCUCGUCAACGCUCUUCGCCAACUUCCCUCCCCAACAGACAAACUCCUUGCCAUCCAGUCCCAAAACCCUGAAGCGUUGCCUCCAAACUUGAGAGUGCAAGAAUGGGUGGACGGCCAUGCCAGGUGGUCAGGUGUUAGCCAGCGGGAAAGGCUAGGAGGAAAGAAGGGGAGCAACUGGGCCAUUGAGAAGAGGGGAAGACAGUGGGGAGGGUUGAAGUGGGCUCUGAGAGAACGCUAG
Messenger RNA from Cryptococcus amylolentus CBS 6039, 312 nucleotides. RefSeq lists its product as hypothetical. Bases 1 to 312 code for a protein of 103 amino acids. The record is from RefSeq and is a predicted model, not a curated record. The transcript has a single exon. Lineage: Eukaryota; Fungi; Basidiomycota; Tremellomycetes; Tremellales; Cryptococcaceae.